Molecule: messenger RNA, 927 nt
Organism: Phascolarctos cinereus (koala)
Lineage: Eukaryota; Metazoa; Chordata; Mammalia; Diprotodontia; Phascolarctidae
Product: olfactory receptor 8G1-like
Biological process (GO): G protein-coupled receptor signaling pathway
Cellular component (GO): membrane
Molecular function (GO): olfactory receptor activity; G protein-coupled receptor activity
Source: RefSeq, a predicted model, not a curated record
AUGGAGAAAGGAAAUUAUUCACUUGUGACUGAGUUCAUCCUCAUAGGGCUAACAGACCAGCCUGAGCUCCAGAUGACAUUCUUCUUCCUGUUCUUAGUCAUGUAUAUAGUCACUGUGAUGGGGAACCUGGACAUAAUUAUACUUACUUGGCUGAGUUCUCAUCUUCACAAUCCAAUGUAUUAUUUCCUCUUCAAUUUGUCCUUCAUUGAUCUCUGUCAAUCAACUGUCAUCACACCCAAAAUGCUAGUGAACUUUAUGUCAGAGAAGAACACCAUCUCUUAUUCUGACUGCAUGACUCAGUUCUAUUUUUUUGGUUUUUUUGCCAUUUCUGAAUGUCACAUGUUGGCUGUGAUGGCAUAUGACCGCUAUGUGGCUAUAUGCCAUCCCCUUCAUUACAGUCUUAUUGUGUCCUAUCAAGUCUGCUCAUGGUUGGUGGGUUGGGUGUAUGCAUUGGGCCUUGUUGGGGCCACAGCUCACACAGGUUGCAUGCUUAGAGUGUUUUUCUGUAAGGAAAAUGCAAUUAAUCAUUAUUUCUGUGACCUUCUUCCACUCUUGAAGCUCUCUUGCUCUGGCGUCUAUGUCAAUGAACUGGUGACUCUGGCUUCCAGUACAUUUAGUAUCUUUUUCCCAACACUGACCAUUAUUUGCUCUUAUGUUUUAAUCAUUGCUAGCAUCAUAAAAAUUCAAUCCACUGAAGGCAGAUCAAAAGCCUUCAGCACCUGCAGUUCCCAUAUUGCAGCAGUUGGUGUCUUUGGAUCUCUUGCAUUCAUGUACCUGCAGCCAUCUUCAUUCAGCUCCAUGGGGAAAGUGUCCUCUGUCUUUUACACUAUCAUUGUGCCCUUGCUAAACCCCCUUAUCUACAGUCUAAGAAAUAAAGAUGUCAAAAUUGCAUUGAAGAAAGUGAUACAAAGAAGAAUAUUCCAGUGA